UCUGCCUCUGUUCCCACGUACCCUUCUCUCCCUGUUCAGUUGGCCUGUUCUUCCCUCUGUGCUUCACUUCAAUCUCUCUGCGAAGACCCAACGCAAUCAUUGUAAACCAAAUGCUUCAAAAUACGAGUUCUGGUUCUUGUCGAUUUGCAUCAAGCAGUUAGAUAAAUUCUUUGUACGGUUUUGCUUAAUUUUCUCGUUGCAGCAACUGCAAUUGAUGAGACUUCUAAAUUACAUGCGACAAUGGAGGGGCUUCGCGAGGGAUGCUCUCGAACAGACAUCAAUUGUAGCCAAGUUCCUUUGCUUGCUACAUGUCACCAACACCUAUGUCUGCUCUUCUACCCUCGUAUAUGGUGUUAGCAUGCUCCCAACACUGAAUAUUGCAGGCGAUGUGGUAUUGGCUGAACACAUGUCUCACCGAAUGGGGAAAGUGAGUCCGGGAGAUUUAGUGCUCGUCAAAUCACCAAUUGAUCCAAGAAAGACUAUGACCAAGCGUGUUAUGGCCAUGGAAGGUGAUAGGGUUACUUUCCUUGUGGAUCCAAACUACAGUGACAGGAGUUGCACUGUACUGGUCCCAAAGGGCCAUGUGUGGAUUCAAGGGGAUAACAUAUAUGCUUCGCGUGAUUCUCGACAUUUUGGCCCUGUUCCUUAUGGUCUUAUUCAAGGAAAAGUGUUUUGGAGGGGUAAAAUAUAUAGCAUUGGCUAAUGUAUUGAUACAAAGCCUUAGCCGCUGCUUGUUGAGGACCAUAGCUUGAACUGAAGAUUGGGUUGAAGACCAUAGCUUGAACUGAAGUUUGGGUUUUGUUCUAAAGUAGUUUUAUUAGGCAAAUAUAAGGAAAGGCAGUUCAGCACAGAGGAUGGGAAUUUGAAGAAUAUAAUUAUAUUUGUAGGCAUGUGUGCUUAUAAUUAUAUUUGUCCAUGUGCUUUUUUGUGGUUCCCUCCUAGAUACUGUGUGAUUAGUUAUUCUAAAUGUUCCAGGCCAACAGCUUAUACCUAUUGUUUUUUUUUCUAUAGAAGUAUAUGGUAUUGGAUGUCACAAUUCCCACAAUUGCAAUAAUUUGUUUGUUAAGCAAUUCGAUAUAAUGCUAGC
This is a messenger RNA of Tripterygium wilfordii, 1087 nucleotides long. RefSeq names its product mitochondrial inner membrane protease subunit 1. The transcript is spliced from 4 exons. Gene Ontology annotation, molecular function: serine-type endopeptidase activity. Bases 215 to 703 code for a protein of 162 amino acids. The record is from RefSeq and is a predicted model, not a curated record. Gene Ontology annotation, cellular component: membrane; mitochondrial inner membrane peptidase complex. Lineage: Eukaryota; Viridiplantae; Streptophyta; Magnoliopsida; Celastrales; Celastraceae.